This is a messenger RNA of Suncus etruscus (white-toothed pygmy shrew), 2377 nucleotides long. Its product is annotated as UDP-glucuronosyltransferase 1A1-like. Bases 122 to 1714 code for a protein of 530 amino acids. The record is from RefSeq and is a predicted model, not a curated record. NCBI's taxonomy places the organism in Eukaryota, Metazoa, Chordata, Mammalia, Eulipotyphla, Soricidae. Gene Ontology annotation, molecular function: UDP-glycosyltransferase activity. The transcript has 5 exons.
AUCUCACCAGUGAGUGCCUGAGAACACAAGUUCUUCUGGUCAGGACUUGUGUUGGAUCUUCUACCAACCGCGAGACAAGCUCAGAAUCCCGGGAGCUCCCUGUUCUGGACUGUGGGACCUAAUGACUUCUAAGAUGUUAGCUGGCCUCCUUCCUCUGUGUAUCUGUCUGCUGCUCACAUCUGGGCAGGCCAAGGCAGGCAGGCUGCUGGUGGUGCCCAUGGAUGGGAGCCACUGGUUCGCCAUGAAACCAGUGAUGGAACAGCUGGCUCAUAGAGGGCAUGACUUAGUCGUAGUCAUGCCUGAGGUGAGUUGGCAUCUGGAAAAAUCAUCCAAUUUUACUUUCAAGACCUACUCACUCUCUUAUUCUCUAGAAGAUUUGAAUCGUGAAUUCAAGACAUUCGCUGAUUUUCAAUGGAAAACUCGAGAACGAAACUUACUUUCAUUAUGGCUGGGUUCAUCCAGCAAAAUUUUUGAUUACUUUUUCUCACACUGUAAGGGUGUUUUCAAUGACAAAAAGCUGAUAAAAUACUUAAAAGAGACUCCUUUUGAUGCAAUGUUUAUAGAUCCUUUUGAUAUGUGUGGUUUGAUUUUAGCCAAGUAUCUGUCCCUCCCAUCUGUGGUCUUCACCAGGGGAGCAUUUUGUCAUUACCAGGAUGAAGGGACACAAUGCCCAAGUCCCCUGUCUUAUGUUCCUAGAAAUCUCUUAGGUUUCUCGGAUACCAUGUUUUUCUGGGAGAGAGUGCAGAACCUCUUCUUCUACGUGCAGGAACAUUUAUUUUGCCCCUAUUUUAUGAAAGUGGUUUCAGAUAUUGCCUCUGAGAUUUUCCAGACUACUGUCACCCCCUAUGACCUCUACAGCCAACCAUCAAUCUGGCUUUUACGGACUGAUUUUGUGUUGGACUUUCCCAGACCUGUGAUGCCCAAUAUGGUUUUCAUCGGAGGGAUCAACUGCCAUCAGGGAAAGGCUUUGACAAAGGAAUUUGAGGGCUACGUCAAUGCUUCUGGGGAGCAUGGGGUUGUGGUCUUCUCCAUGGGCUCCAUGGUCUCUGAGAUUCCAGAGAAGAAAGCCAGGGAAAUUGCUGAGGCCUUGGGCACGAUACCUCAAACGGUUCUGUGGAGGUACACUGGAACUCCACCCUCAAAUCUUGCCAAGAACACAAAACUUGUCAAGUGGCUGCCUCAGAAUGAUCUGCUUGGUCACCCCAAGACGCGUGCCUUCAUUACACAUUCUGGCUCCCAUGGAAUAUAUGAAGGAAUAUGCAAUGGCGUGCCCAUGGUAAUGCUGCCUCUCUUCGGAGACCAGAUGGACAAUGCAAAACGCAUGGAGUCCAGGGGAGCUGGUGUGACUCUGAAUGUCCUGGAAAUGACUUCCGAAGAUUUAUCUAAGGCCCUGAAAGCUGUCAUCUAUGAUAAAAGCUACAAGGAAAACAUCAUGCGUCUCUCCAGCUUGCACAAGGAUCGCCCCAUAGAGCCCUUGGAUCUGGCUGUGUUCUGGGUCGAGUUUGUCAUGAGGCACAAGGGCGCACCACACUUGCGCCCUGCUGCCCACGACCUCACCUGGUACCAGUACCACUCUCUGGACGUGAUUGCCUUCCUCCUGUCCAUCGUACUGGGUGUUCUUUUCAUCACCUACAAAUGCUGCGCCUUUGGCUGCCGGAAGUGCUUCGGGAAGAAAGUGCGUGGGAAGAAAGCCCACAAGUCCAAGACAAAUUGAGAAGGGCUGCAAGGUGAUAGGCAGACCCCAUCACUGUCCACUCCUCAAAAAAGACCUGUGUCAUGAAUUUUGUCACCCCGGGGUAGUUCAAUGGAAAUAAGCCAGAAAAUCUUGAGCCAUAAAUUACUAGUGGCCAUUUGGACACAUUUUCUGCGCCUCCAGUUACUCCAACCUGUAUCACACUUGGAAAUUUUUACUUGACCUCUGAGAGGUCUGGGAAGGUCUCCAAGCACGUUCUGACCCAGAAAUGGGAUCAGUUGGGGGUUGUGGCUGUUUCCACCUUGGAUGAAAGUCCUGAUAUCAUCUCCUGGCUUUAGAGAGGCCUGAGAUGGAGCCAAUAAUGACAGGUGGCAUCAAGCUUCCUAGACGUUGGUUGCUACUAGAAAAAUAAAAUAAAAUAAAAUGAAAUGAAAAGCUACUCCCUCCUCUAGAGUAAGUUGUUAGUAAAUGAUGAGGGGUGUGGUGUGAGAUUUCUGGCUAUAGGGGAGUGAAAAUACGUGUGGUGUGUCGUUGAAGAGGGCAGUGCCUGUGAUGGUGAUCUUUGUGGGUUUGUACCCAAUAGAUCAAUUGUGUGAUGAGUCAGAAAGGAUGGUGUCUGAUAUGGAUUGUUCAACUCACAGAGUUCCCACAAUAAGAACAUAUUAAUAAAUUCUUGAAAUUCUC